Triplophysa rosa is the source of this 6438-nucleotide messenger RNA. It is a transcript of the gene ncoa3, whose product is annotated as nuclear receptor coactivator 3. Gene Ontology annotation, cellular component: nucleus. Gene Ontology annotation, molecular function: nuclear receptor binding; protein dimerization activity. NCBI's taxonomy places the organism in Eukaryota, Metazoa, Chordata, Actinopteri, Cypriniformes, Nemacheilidae. The coding region runs from base 117 to 4556 and encodes 1479 amino acids. The transcript has 24 exons. The record is from RefSeq and is a predicted model, not a curated record. Gene Ontology annotation, biological process: cellular response to hormone stimulus; positive regulation of transcription by RNA polymerase II.
GGCGGAUGCGUAGAAGUGGCUUAAAGAAACUGGAGUGUUUCACUGGAUAUAUUUACACCGGAGAAAGAAAGUCAAACAGGAUUGAAAUAACAAGAAGGUGCUGAUAUGUUUUAAAAAUGAGUAGAGUGGGUGAGAACUCACUUGAGCCCCUGUGCUCGGACCGGAAACGCAAGCUCUCCACAUGUGACACGCCAGGGCAAGGGUGUGAUAAACGCAGGAGGGAACAGGAGAGCAAGUACAUCGAGGAACUCGCCGAACUGAUUUCGGCCAACCUUGGCGACAUCGACAACUUCAAUGUCAAACCAGACAAAUGUGCCAUCCUUAAAGAGACAGUACGCCAGAUACGACAGAUCAAAGAGCAAGGUAAAAGCUCAUGUGGCGAUGACGACGUCCAAAAAGCGGAUGUGUCGUCUACUGGUCAGGGGGUCAUUGACAAGGACCAUCUGGGCCCUCUGCUGCUUCAGGCCCUUGAUGGAUUUUUGUUUGUGGUGAAUCGUGAGGGCAGCAUUGUGUUUGUGUCAGAUAACGUGACUCAGUAUCUGCAGUAUAAACAGGAGGAGCUGAUCAACACCAGCAUCUAUAACAUACUGCAUGAAGAAGACGGAGAAGAGCUACAUAAAAACCUUCCCAAAAGCAAUGGUCCCAACAGUGUGUCAUGGGGUGGUGAUGCCUCCCGUCAGAAGAGUCAUACAUUUAACUGUCGUAUGCUGGUGAAGUUCGGUCAUGGAGGUCCAGGAGGAGAAGAGGGGGGCGGUGGGCCUCGCUACGAGACCAUGCAAUGUUUCGCUCUCACGCAACCUAAAGCUAUGAUGGAGGAAGGGGAAGACCUGCAGUCGUGUAUGAUUUGUGUAGCACGAAGAGUGACGGCUGUGGAGAGGACAGAGCGAUUCAGCACUAGACACGAGCUAUCAGGUAAGCUGAUAGAGAUUGAGCAGCAGAGUCUGUUGCACACCACCAUGCGUCCUGGCUGGGAGGAUUUGGUGCGCAGGUGUAUGCAGAUGUUCCUGCAUCGCAGCGAGGGUCAGCCCUGGUCUUACAAGAGACACUACCAGGAAGCAUAUGUUCAUGGUCGAGCAGAGACUCCGCUCUAUAGGUUUUCUCUGUCAGAUGGCACUCCUGUAACGGCACAAACACGCAGCGAGCUCUGCCGAAACCCUGUUACCAAUGAGCCGCUGACCUUCCUCUCUACUCACCUUCUGCAGAGGGAGCAAAAUGGAUACAGACCAAACCAGGGUGGUGUAAUGCGAUCAGUUAUGGGCAAUGCCAAUCCUAAUGCUCAGAUGAGCAUGCCUCCUGGUGGGGGUAUGGGAGUGGGUAACACAAGGGGCUAUGGCAUGAACGAGCAAGCUCACAUGGGACCCCGAGGCGGCCCUAUGUACGGCCCAGGCAACCGCAUGAAUCAAAUUAACCAAAUGAAUCAGAUGAAUCAGAUGAACAUGAAUCAGAUGAACAGUAUGAAUCAAAUGGGCUCUAUGAAUCAGAUGAACUCCAUGGGUCAGAUGAAUCACAUGGGACAUCCUGGCAUGAAUCAGCAUCAGCAAGGUCAGUUCCAUGGUGGCGGUUAUGGCAUGGGCAUGACCAGUCCUUCCCAAGGGAGCCCUGGUUUGAAUCCUCCUCAGCAAAAUCUCAUGGGGUCUCCACGGAUACGAGGGAGUCCCAAAAUGGGUGCGAGCCCCUUCUCACCUGGAGGUAUGCAUUCUCCAAUGGGCCCUGUCAGUAUGGGAGGCACUGGUGGAUCUUCUGGUCCCACAGUUGGCAACACUUUCUCGAGCAGCUCACUGAAUGCCCUUCAGGCCAUUAGUGAAGGUGUGGGUUCAUCUCUGCCUUCAGCUCUCAACUCACCUGCCCACAAAUCCGACAGCUCUCCCAGCAUCAACUCAACCCAGUCCAGUCAGCAAGGCCAGACUGGCAACAACAAACCCGGCAACGGUGACUCCAAGAGCCCAUCGAGUUCUCACAGCAGUGGAGUAGAUCAACAACAGGCCUCUUCAUCUGAGACCACUAUGGAGAAGCCAGACAGUCAGUCUAGUAAGGACGCUUCUGCUGGACCUGAAGUCAACAGAAGAGUCCCUGAUGGAAAAGGCCACAAGAAGUUACUUCAGUUACUCACCUCCCCAACAGAAGAUAUUGGACAUGCGACAGGUGGACCCGUCCCAGGUCGCGCCUCUACACCAAUGAGUCUCGAGUCCAAGGAAACAGGAGGUGGCAUGAUGAGUCCUUCGUCAACAGGCGUGUCUUCCUCAUCCGGUUCAUCAUCGGGAAAUAAUGCAAAUCAGCAAGGCUCAGGAGGUGUUUCAUCGACAGCUUGUCCCAGCGGCUCUCACACCGUACAGGAGAAACACAAGAUACUCCACAAGCUCCUUAAAAACGGAAACACGCCAGAUGAGGUGGCUCGCAUCACAGCCGAGGCCACCGGUAAGGCCUCUCUUGGUGCAGAGCACCCGGGUGCCGAGGCCAGGAGUUUGGAACUCAAACAGGAGCAGCUCAGUCCGAAAGAAGGAAAAAAGCCAAAGGCUCUUCUCCACUACCUCCUCAACAAGGAUGACUCCAAAGACCCCAAUCCCACAGAGGCCAAGCCAAAGCUGGAGGAGCUGGAGGGGAGAGGGGCCAUGGGAGGGCAAGGGUCAGGGGUCACAACCUCGAACUCGAACAACCAGGAGGGCAAAGUCAAGCUCGAGCCACCUGAUGAGCUGGACAGCUUGGAGAGUAUUCUUGGAGGCCUGAGGAAUUCUGCUUCUGGAAUGUUUGCUGAUUCUAGAACUGGCGGGUCGGUGGGGGGAAAUAAGCAGGGCAAUGGACCCAACAGCACUGCACAUGACCGGGAGGGUGUUGGUAUGGCGUCAAGUCAACGUGUGCCCUUCCAGAGGGCAGUGUCUGUCGAUGGUAAACCCUUGAGUGGUCCAGGCAUGUCGGGUAGAAGGAGCGCCCCCUCAUCUCUGGUCAAACAGGAGCACACUGAUAACCAGAUGGCCAUGGGAGGUCCAAACAGGCCGAUGGGAAUGAAUCGACCCUCUAUGGCAGGUGCAGGCGACUGGGGAAUGUCCAGUUCCAGCCCUGUUGGUCAUCCUGGUAUGGGUCGCCCCGGAAUGGAUCAUAAUCCUAAGGGCAUGAUGGGAGGACCCAUUGUUAACAGAUCUAAUAGCGUUCCAGCAAACAGAUCUAUACUGCAACAGCAGUUAAUGGAGAUGGGGCCUUAUGAGGUUGGAAUGGGUAUGACUGCAUUCAGAGGACAAGGACCUCCACCACGGUCACCUUCGUGGCCAGACAAUGGGAUGGGAAUGGAAGGAGCACAAAACACAAACAGGUUACCCUUUAAUAACUCUUUGGAUGAUCUUCUGGUUCCUCCAUCCACCACCGAGGGUCAGAGUGAUGAGCGAGCUCUGUUAGACCAGCUGGACUCUCUACUCAACAACACUGAUGUCAUGGCUCUGGAGGAGAUCGAUCGUGCCCUUGGCAUACCAGAUCUCGUCAGCCAGGGUCAUAGAACAGAACAAGCCCCUCCAACAGACCCCUUCCCCUCUCCCUGUCCCGACUCCACUUUGGGAAUGGACCCCAAGGGCAUGUAUGGCCAGGGCUACCCGGGUCCCCCUUCCAUGGGGAUGCAGGGCAGAUAUGGUCCUGGUCCCAACUCUGGACCCGGUCCCAUGCAGGGGCAAUCUGGGCCAGGCUUUAACCCCAUGAUGAAUCAGAUGAGCCAGCAGGGUGCUUUUCCUGGAAUGGGCGGGAUGGGUGGUAUGCAUCCACGUGCUAACAUGAUGAGACCUCGGAUGAUGAAUCCAACCAAGCCGCUCCGAUUACAGCUUCAACAAAGACUACAAGGACAGCAGUUUUUGAACCAGAAUAGGCAAGGCAUGGGCAUGGGCAUGAGGCCAGAUAACAGCCCUGCAGGAAACCCUAGCAUGAGACCUAACAUGCAGCCAGGCAUGGCUGGACAGCCCGGGUUCCUGAAUGCUCAGAUGAUCGCGCAGCGGAACAGAGAAAUGCAUAAUCUAUCAGAGAUGAGAAGACAAAGGAUGAUGAUGGUGAUGCAGCAGCAACAGCAACAACAGCAGCAGGUUGCACCCGGAGGCUUCAGUCCUCCUCCUAAUGUUACCGCACCCACAGGAAUGGACAAUCCCAUGGGAGGACCCCCAAUGAACCAGUCCAGCCAACAGGCUUUUAACUAUGGAGGCAACUAUGGUAUGGGCCAGCAGGGGGACCCUUCAUUUGUGGGAACAGGUAGCAGCCCCCCUGACAACAUGAUGUGUGGUCGUAUGGGUGGCCCUCAGAAUCCCAUGAUGCAACAGCACCCUCAGAGCAAUCCCAUGUACCAAUCUGCAGAGAUGAAAGGAUGGGGACAGGGGCCCAUGCCCAUGAAUAGUUCAUACUCGCAGCAGCAACAAUAUCCCCAGCAGGGGGCGCAAGGACAGUACGCGGGCAUGAUGAUGAACGGAUCCAUGCAAGGGGGUGUGACUGGCAACGGUGCAGGACAGAUGCCCCCAAUGCAGGGCCAGAUGGGCAUGAACGGCAUGGGCAUGGGACGCAUGCCAAUGGGACCCGACCAGAAGUACUGCUGAGGCUGUGAGCCGUCUCUAUGAAAUGGACAAGUUGGAGUCUAACUCGGACUCUGAAAUUUUAAGCAACAAUCCAAUGAGGAAACAUCAACGUGAACUUAUAAAAGCUGCCUCAUAGAGGUAAAAGCACUGGAAGGAUCCAGUGUAACUCGACUAGGAGAGAAAAACAAUGAAAGGGAAAGAGAGACUCCCGCCUUUAUGCCCAGUAGCACGUGCAGCAGGCUCUCUCAUGUCUCUGGCUGUACUGCAAUACACAACAUAACCACCAGGGGGCACAGAGUAAGAUUGGUUAUGGUACAUCUUGACUGUGGGGGAGCACUUUAUUUUAAGGCUAGUUUGGAAAAGGAUGGUUGCAAUAUAUUUCUUGCUUUUUCUAGCCUUAUAGAACGAUUAUGUGCAUAUUGUCUAUUUUGAAUUAGUCUCGGAGAAGUCUCAUUUUAAAGAAAACCAUGGGAAUUGUAAGCAACAUCAUUUCACAUAUCAAAGCAAUAAUCCUCCUAAAUGCCACGGCUCAAAGUGGUGUGUCAACAAAAAGCAAAUGGUACUGCAGUGUUAGACAGAUGUUGGUUUUUUUGUGUGUGUGUGAAUAGGAUCGAAAUUGUAAAUACUGUAUGCUACAAAUGUAUCAUACAUGCUUUUACUACAUCUUUUUUUUUGCACAGAGUUUGGACCUCUGUUAGGUCCAUAUUAUCUAUAUUUUAGGUCAACUGCUCUAGGUUUUACAUCUAUUUUAACUUGUCAAAGGGAGAAAAUAUUUUAUUUUUAUCUUAUCCAGCACCGCCUCUUCUUUUCUUUUUUUAACGAUGGCCAUUAUGUUUGUAUGGCACUUUUUCUAAAUGUUGUUUGCAGUGGAACGCUUUCAUGGGUUUCAUCUCCACUGGUUUUGUUUUAACAGGAAAAAUCAAGUUUUCAGAUGAUACGCAAGAUGAUCUUGAUGUUGCCCUUUAAGCUAGCUCUUACUAGGGAAAUUAACUCACUUACUCACUGUAUCGUAACGGUUGGUUCUUCAGAAAUCAACCUUUAAGAAACAUGCACAAUCCAAAGAUCUCUUUUUAGUUUCUCAAGUUUGAUGACAAAAUAGUAUCAUUUAUAUAUGUUUUUGCGCAAAAGCGCAGAGUAAAAGGUACAUAUCAUAUGAACAUAUUACUACAUAUUGUGAUUUUGUACUAUAUUCUGUAUACAUACUAAACCAAGUAUACCUGUUUAUUUUUGAGGCCAGUUAAUAUUUUAGCAGUAUUGUUGUCGCUUAUGGGGGUUCUCUCAAUCAUGCGGUUUAUUCCUUCUUCAAGUUUUGAUGGUUACGAAUGAUCUACAGAACUGCCAAGAUCUGCUCUUUAAAGAGAUUUGUAACUUUUGAAGAGUUUUUAAACCACUUUUAAGAGUCUCUUGGGUGUACUUUUAAAAGUAAGUUCUGUAAAGACACAGGUGCAAAGGCAGUAACCACACCUUACUGGUUACUGUGAUCAUUUCGGCACACAGAAAUCAAUCCUGAAAUAAAAGGCUCAUCUGUGCAUCUAUAUAUUGCAGUAAUUUUUGCUCUUUUCAUUAGUCUAGUCUUUACCAUCAGUGACUUAUAACAUUGAUUCCCAAUGAAGGGAAAGACAUUGGAAUGAUAUACAAUGGUAAGCUAAUAAGUCCAAGUCUUUCUAUUUCAGGAAAGAAACACUUUCAUUUGUGUUCAUUUCGCUAGAUUACUGUAGAUUGUGACAAAAGUAUAUUUUGAAAUUGUAAUUCUGGAGCUUUGUGGUUAUUCUGGGCUGUUCUCUGAACUGGUUGACUGAGGGAUUGUAAACAUGGAAGAUUUUACAGGAUGUAAAUUACAAUACACUUAAUUAUUUUGCUUGAUGUUGAUAUUGUUGUAAAUAAAAGUUCUAUUUAAACGUGA